Molecule: messenger RNA, 1830 nt
Organism: Chenopodium quinoa (quinoa)
Lineage: Eukaryota; Viridiplantae; Streptophyta; Magnoliopsida; Caryophyllales; Amaranthaceae
Product: agamous-like MADS-box protein AGL30
Exons: 12
Coding region: 382-1509 (375 amino acids)
Biological process (GO): regulation of transcription by RNA polymerase II
Molecular function (GO): RNA polymerase II cis-regulatory region sequence-specific DNA binding; DNA-binding transcription factor activity, RNA polymerase II-specific; protein dimerization activity
Source: RefSeq, a predicted model, not a curated record
UCCAAAUCAUGUAGCAUCAUUAGUUAUCCUUUUCUUUGUUAUCUAUAUAAUUUAAAAAUCACAAGAAUCCAGCUUUUAGUUGGAAAAAUGUAAGGUGGAAGAGCAACGUAAAGUGGAUUCAAUGAAGAGAGAAAGUAUGAUUCCGAUCCUCCCGCUUUUUCUGGAUGACCCGAAUUUGUAGCAUAACCCAUCCCCCAUCUUUCACUCACUCUUUUUAAACCCGUUUUAGAUUUAAUAAAUUACUCCCUCCGUUUCUAAAUAAUUGUAUUUACUCGCUAACUAAUUUUAUAUCCAUUUUUCCGUUUAACAGUGUGCUUGUCUCUCAUCCCAGAUUUUUGGAUUUCGUUUUGUUGCACCCAAUCUCGUAUUUCCUUUUCUGGGAUGGGAAAGGUUAAGCUGGAUAUAAAGAGACUAGAGAAUGCAAGCAGCCGUCAAGCCACUUAUUCUAAACGGAAACAUGGAAUCCUGAAAAAGGCGCAAGAGCUGUCUAUAUUGUGUGAUAUAGACCUUGCCCUUGUCAUGUUCUCACCGGGUGGCAAACCUAGUUUAUGUUGUGGAAAGCACAGCAUCGAGGAGGUUAUUGCAAGGCUUAAUCAGUUACCUCCACAGGAGAGGACAAAAAGAAAGCUGGAAGGUCUUGAAGCACUGAAGAAAGCAUACAGGAAGAAGUCCGAACAUGAUGUAAAUAUGGAAGAUUUUCUUGAUUCAAGUAAACCAACAAUUAAGGAUGUGACUGACCAGGCUUCUAGACUACAAACAAGAAUAGCCGAGAUCCAUGAAAGACUAUGGUAUUGGACGAACCCUGAUUGUGUCAGUGAUUUUGGACUUCUGAUGCAAAUGGAAGAUUCACUUGAGAAGUCACUUGGCCAAAUUCAAAGGGAAAAGGAAAAUUUUCAAAAGAGGCGUCGUUUGGCCCUGGAGAAUGAGUUAAAAGAGAGCAUGCAGCUGCCCUUUCAAUCAAAUGGUGGACAACAGCUUCAGCCCUUAUUAUGGACCCCAAGUGAUAGUUUUCAGAAUAUGGCUCUUAUUCAGGAGCCAAAGUUACCUACCCAAAGGGAUAUAGAGAGCUGCACUGGUUCUACUUCUGGAAGCUAUUUUGGUUGUCCAAGCACAAGUAGUAAGUCGGAGGCAAACAGCCCCGGCCAACUAAGUGGGAUAGACAACAUUGGUCAGGAUGCAUUUCAGGGGCUUCAAUUUGGCGGGAUGUAUUCAUAUCUUCCGUAUGGUCUCAAUAUGCCAGGUGAUAAUAGUAAUCUUCAGGCUAUGCUAGGUUUGGACCAACGACAAAACACUCUUGUUUAUGAUGCUGGUAAAAAUUAUCAGCAAACCUUCCCAUACCAUGAUACCAGCAAUAACUUUCCACCAGAUACUCCUGCUGAUUUUGGAUAUGGAGACCUUUCUAACUACCAGAAAUCAAUUGUUCCUGCUCCUGCAAUGCCAUCUAUGUACGAAAGAAUGACAGGAGAUUCCAAUCACCUACUAUUCGACAAUACUCCUCAUAAUACUUGAGUAGUUGACAUUCUUUCUGAUCCUACUCCUUAUUUACUAUAUACAUAUAACUCUACUAUGGGCGAUUGUACACCCCAAUAUAAGUGAAUGUUGCUGAGGUGAUUUGCACCUCGAGCACUUCUGUAUUAGAUAAAUAAAUUUGCAUCAUAGUUUUUAGGAAUGAAUGAGUAGCCUACUCUACAUUAUAAUCUUUCAGACUGAUGUAAUUACUACAUAAAGCAUCAGCUAUUGGUACACAGAACCCGAAAUGAAAGUAACGUAUAGUGUAAAGAAUUGCUGUUUGCAUAGUAUAAAGAAAUACAUUUCGCAUUUGCUAAGAAA